AUGGGCUGCGGAGGCCUCGAGAUCUUGUCAGACCGGAUCGGGGCCGGGCUGUGGGCAGCUGGGUUGCCCCGAGCUCUGCGUGAGCUCCUCUUGGUUAGAGCUCAGGCCAGUUCGGGCUUCUUUUCAGGUGCGCAGGCUGUUUGUCAGGAUGCCGUGGUCACCCAACAGCUUCUGCAAGAGGGGUUUCACAGGGAGCUUUUGCUGCAGGUGGAGCUUGGUGCAACCAGGGAGGACCUAGGAAGAUGCACGGUGGCAGCCAGGACUCGUCUUCCGCCAGGAAUCUACGUGGAUCCCUACGAGCUGGCGUCGCUGCAGCGCCACAACUUCACAAAGGCUCUGGUAAUUCCCGAUGCUGUUGAUGUGGAGGCACCUGAGUACUUGGCCUCAGACCUUGUUGUUCUCCUGUACAUGACCCCCGACCCGCGGUGCUCCGGUUGUUUUACAGCCACUUUGCCUGUGCACGGACGGUACCAUCGGCCAGCAGAAAACAACGGGACAGCGCUGGUUGCUCUGAAGAGUCCAGAAAUACUGAUCUGCUGCUGUGACAAUCACCUGUCGACUGAGUGUUGGAAACCUUCGGAUGUGGAAGCUGCCUGUUUGGGAAGAAGCAGCCACCCCUGUCAGUGGUACAGCGUAAAGCACAAACCUGUAAGUGAGGAAUUGAUCAUGCAGAUUCCAGUGGGGCUCAGACAACACAGAUUCUUGGUGUGUGUCACGACUCUUCUCGCCACGGUCCUCUGUUCCAGCAUGAUCCUUGCAGCUGCCUGCAGAUAUGGACACUCCCCCCUGCAGACUUGCUCAGAACAGAAGUACAGGAGUAUGAAGUGA
This is a messenger RNA of Tinamus guttatus (white-throated tinamou), 828 nucleotides long. Lineage: Eukaryota; Metazoa; Chordata; Aves; Tinamiformes; Tinamidae. The record is from RefSeq and is a predicted model, not a curated record.